UUUGUGAAGACUAACAGAUUGACCAUGUCGCUCUCCGUGGUGCUGCUGCUGCUGCAUCUGACGGUCUGCAACUCGCAGAAUAUUAGUUUCUUCCUUAGCAAUUUAAAUGGCUUUGUUGGCGCAAUCAGCUUCUAUACAAAAGGGAAAUAUGUAAAUGAUUCCUCCUCGCUGACCGUUCGCCUAAUGGGGAACAAUCAGAACUGCACUCCCGAUUUCUCAUUUGGUUGCCAGGAGAGCAGCUGUGGGUAUGUGAGUGCUUUGGUACGCACAGUCGACCAAGAAGUCAGCGGAGAGUGGUGUCAGAAUGAACUUAGGACUGUUGAGCCAUCUCCCAUUAAUGUGGUUCGUUCACUCGGGAUCCCUGGUGUUAAUUGGGUUAGUGGCAUCAAAAACAACAUUGGAUCAUGGGUAACUGCAGUAGCAUUCGACCUGAGGAACCGCUCUGACACCAACAAAGAAAACUCCUCACCCCAGUCUACCGUGAUCCCAUUUGUGAGAGUUCCUUCAAACUGUCGGAGAGAUUUCAGCCUGUUGAUGUUUGACCCUGAUGGUGAUCAGGUUAAAUGCAGAUAUGGAAAUUCCUCACUCUUUGAGUGUAACGCCUGUGAUCCACCAUCUGUCCUCAGCCUCUCAUCAUCCACUUGUACUCUGUCGUUCGGUCCCACUGCCGACAGUAAUCAGGGCCGUUAUGGAGUACAGCUGCUGAUGGAGGACUUUCCCAGGAAGAACAUCACCAUGACUGGAUUCAAUGACACAAAAACAAUACUAACACCUAACGAUGCUCUCAGCAAAGUGCCGAUCCAGUUUGUUCUGAUAGUGGAUCCCCAGGUCUCAUCCUGCACAGAGGGAGACUUUUUGCCCAAAUUCUUGCCUCCAACCCCAGCCAACAGAGCUCGGCUCUACACCCCUGUUAAUAAGACUCUGGAAAUCAGCAUCAGUGCUGAGGCAAAAAACUCCACGAUCUCUGAGCUGCUGUUCAGCGGACCGUAUGAUGCAAUUCAGAAUAAAACUGGAACAGGAACGUUCACCCUGAGAUGGACGCCGUCUAAAUCACAAGACAAUGACACCCUCCCCUUCUGCUUUGUUGUCCAGGCACUUUCCAAGGAAACCAAGUAUCAGUCAGAGCUUCGAUGUGUCAGCGUGACUGUUGGAAAUGGUGCCCCAGCCACUGCUUCAGCUUUUGUCCUGGUCAUGGGAUCUGUCCUUUCAACUCUUAUUCUUGCCUUCCCUUCCAUAUGAAUAUGGAUAAAAUCAGAGAUUGAAGAUGUACCUGACUCUGGAUUGAUGCAACGGUAGCGCCCUCUACUGUUACAACAUGAAUGUCAUCUGACUCUGCACAAACAACUUUUUUCAAGUUUCUUUAAGUUUUGUUCCAACCAAUGUAAUCAAAUUAAAUAAGUACAGUAAAAAAUAUAAUGUUAA
This is a messenger RNA of Oreochromis aureus, 1422 nucleotides long. RefSeq lists its product as uncharacterized. The coding region runs from base 25 to 1239 and encodes 404 amino acids. Lineage: Eukaryota; Metazoa; Chordata; Actinopteri; Cichliformes; Cichlidae. The record is from RefSeq and is a predicted model, not a curated record. The transcript is spliced from 11 exons.